AUGUCGGACAACGAAUCGUCACCCUCCUCGUCCUACUGCUUGUUGUCGAAUGGGAACCUCCAUUUCCUCCCCUACUCGAACUCGAAGAACGACCAGGCGACAUACCAGCACUACCCGUUGUACAGCACGUUCCUAAACAACAAAACGGUGUCGUCCUUCGACUCCUGCGCCAGCGCCACCAACAACAACGCCGGUGCCAGCGGUACCCAACACCACAACCACAACAGUAGCAAUCUCACCAAACAGGCCGCCAACACCAGCCGGCUACUCAAUCUAUUGGAGAACUACAAGUCGCAUGCAAUCUACUUGCCCGACCACUAUAUACCCUUGGAGGAAGACGGCGACCAGAAGGAGAAGAUCAAGUCGUUGCUGCUGAAGAUCUUCAACCAUUGGAACACCGACGAGGGACAAAUACAGAUCAAAAAGCUAACAGGAGGCAUCACCAACAUGCUGCUCGAAUGCACAUACACGAGCGACCGCACCAACGAUACAGAGAAAGUCUUGGUGAGAACCUACGGGAACGGAACAGACCUCAUAAUAGACAGAGAUCGGGAGUUCGUCUCCCAUCUCGUGCUCAACUCCCUCAACCUUGCCCCCUCGAUCCAUGCCCGUUUCGGCAACGGCCUGGUAUACGGGUACAUAGAGGGCCGUUCUCUCAAGUUCGAGGAGUUGUCUAAUACAGGAGUAUACCCGCUCAUCGCCUCCAAGCUCGCUUGUUUGCAUAAAUUGACAGACGUUCACACGAUAGACGAAUCCCUUUAUAAGCUCAAACAGAAGUUUCAGUUGGGCUCUUCACAUUCCUCAUCCAACCCGUCGCCGGUUUCCUCUCCAUCGCCCUCUCCAGCCCCUUCCUCCUUUACAACAUACUCCCAAACAAACAUAUGGUCCGUGUUGUCGGACUGGGUCCAAAAGCUACCUCACAUACCUGCCAUGGAAAAUCUAUGUCUCCAAAAUAAAGACAUCAUUGCAGACUCAAACCGAACUGGAAAUUCCACUCUUGUGAAAAUCCUCUCCGACGAAAUAAGCUGGUUGAAGCAGGAAAUAGACAAUCUAUCGGUAACAGUGACCUCCCACAAUGACCUUUUGUCAGGCAACAUCAUAAUACCUUCCUCGUUAGACCUCGAUUCUUCCCAAGAAAACUUCAUACGUUCGGCUGAAAAGUUUGAUUCGAAUCCUCUCUCUUUCAUAGAUUACGAAUACAUGAUGCCUGCACCUCGUGCGUUUGACAUAGCAAACCAUUUCAUGGAAUGGCAAGGAUUUGAUUGCGAUAAGUCAAAAGUGCCCCAAUUUAAGUACAAUCCACAAACGAAUAACUACGAAAAUGAAACAGUUUUCAAAUGGUGUCAAUAUUAUAUACCCGCCUUCCAUGCUUCAAACCCAGACUUGAACCCUUACUACUCAAGCAAUUUCCAUCCUUCCAACAACAAAGCAAUUGGUGACAACACAAUACAGCAACUGGUCAAUGAAAUAGCUUAUCAUUACGGAAUGCCAGGUCUAUACUGGGGGAUAUGGGCAGGAAUUCAAAGUGAAAUCUCUCUCAUAGAUUUCGACUAUUCCAGUUACUCUUGUGAGAGAUUAGUUGAGUAUUGGAACUGGAAACGGACUUAUCUCUCAAAUAGGAGUUGA
Messenger RNA from Pichia membranifaciens NRRL Y-2026, 1626 nucleotides. RefSeq lists its product as hypothetical. Lineage: Eukaryota; Fungi; Ascomycota; Pichiomycetes; Pichiales; Pichiaceae. The record is from RefSeq and is a predicted model, not a curated record. The transcript has a single exon. Gene Ontology annotation, biological process: phosphatidylethanolamine biosynthetic process; phosphatidylcholine biosynthetic process. Bases 1 to 1626 code for a protein of 541 amino acids. Gene Ontology annotation, molecular function: choline kinase activity; ethanolamine kinase activity. Gene Ontology annotation, cellular component: cytoplasm.